Poecile atricapillus (Black-capped chickadee) is the source of this 2564-nucleotide messenger RNA. RefSeq names its product V-set and transmembrane domain containing 5 (gene VSTM5). Gene Ontology annotation, biological process: positive regulation of excitatory synapse assembly; filopodium assembly. The transcript has 4 exons. The record is from RefSeq and is a predicted model, not a curated record. Lineage: Eukaryota; Metazoa; Chordata; Aves; Passeriformes; Paridae. Bases 424 to 1023 code for a protein of 199 amino acids. Gene Ontology annotation, cellular component: dendrite; axon; plasma membrane.
ACACCCCGAAGUGAAAUUUCCCUUGCGGAUGCCAAAUCACACUUAAACCAUCCUCCUCGGCCAGGUGUCCCGAUCCCGGGCUCGGCUCCAGGCUCCGGCCGAGCACCGGCAGGGCCGGGCAGGGCAGGGCUCCGCGGCUGCCCAUCGCACUCAUUUCCCGGCUGGGCGAUGGCCGGCGGCCGGGCAGCGCCUUUCCUUGCUCAGCCAAUUGCAUGUCCAGCCCGGAUCGGAGAUCGCGGGGUGUGAGCCGGGGGAGCGCCCGGGGGCCGCUGCGGGGGGGAGUUGGGAGCAGCUGCGGCGGGAGCGGGAGGAAGAGGAGGGAGAGAGCGGAGGAGAGGCCUGGGGCAGGCAGCGCCCGGGGUCGGGCCGCGCCGGCCGGCCCAGCCACUUAAAUGCAACCCCUGGGGCACCGGCUUCCCGCUGAUGAGACCGCUGCAGGGCUGUCGAGGCCGGGGCGUCGUCGUGGGGACCGUCACCCUCUGCCUGGCCGCCGGGUGGGCUCUGCAGACUCCUGGAGGAGUAUCCAUAGUUGUCCCACAACCCAACAUCAAUGCAACAGUGGCACAAAACAUCCUGCUCUCAGUUGAGUACUCUUGCCGAGGCGUGGCUACCAUUGAGUGGAAGCAUGUGUCAAGCUGGGGCACCACCAGCAUUGUUGAGUGGAGAAGUGGGAAUUAUGUCAACAUAUCCACAGUCUACAAGGACAGAGUGACUACUUUUGAAAAUGGCUCUAUACAGCUUCGGAAUGUGGGCAUGAGAGAUGCCGGCUACUAUUUUGUCACUGUAAUGGAGGAGCAUGGAACCAAUGCCUAUGGCACCAUCAUAGUCAAUGUUUACGAGAUUAUCUAUGAAGAUUUGCAUUUUGUAGCAGUUCUCUUCACAUUUCUCGCUGCAGUGUCUGCCAUUCUAAUCUGCUUCAUGUGGCUGUGUAACAAAUCUCUGCAUCUAUUUCAGAAGAAAACAACACACAAACUAACAGCAAGUACAACAGAAGAGAUUGAACUGGAAACCAUCGAGUGUUAGCCAAGGACUGUAUCAUAAUAAAAAUAACAAUUCUACCUCAGGAGAAAGUAUUGGCCAAGAAAGCAAGAACAAACCUAGAAGGUAAAAUGUUUGUGACUACGGCAGAAACAUCCUGACUUGCAAAGUAAUUAAACCAGCAAUGUCUGAUGGAGCUGUUUUGACCUGGUAAAUUUUCUGUUCUGCUAGUCAAGGUCAGAGUAAAAAAAGAGUAUGCUUCAUGAACACAUUUUUGUGGCUAGCUAAUAAAAUCUACAGCCUCUACCACUCUUAAAAACAACCAACCAACCAAGCCUCUAAGAUCAACCCAUAAAGGAAAUUAUCAUGGUCUUGAAGGACACCUGUAUUUUGGAUACAGCAAGUCUCCUAUUACAGACAGAGUGGUCAUUAGCAUCCAUCAACAUAAUAAAUUAAAUACCUAAUUACAGUAUUACAUUAAAAAAUUAAUUGCAAGCAUUGAAUCCUGUUUAUUUCACCUGUGCUGCUACUUUUGGGUGUAAGGAGCUUCCUGAAGCUCUGAAGACAAACUACAAUUUUUCAUGGGACAAAACUGACUUUGAAAGAAUGCUAAGCUGGUCAAAGUUCUCCCACUUGUGUUUCCAAUUGUUUACGCUGCCCCAGGAUGGAUGUUAACACACAUUUUAUGACAUUACUAGAGCAGGUGGUUGUACAAGGAACAGUGCAGGCAGGCACUAAAGAGGACACUGUCUAUAAAGAUUAGGGAGGUCAGAUAUAUAAAUAUAUAUAUAAAAUACUGAUAUACACAACACCAGUGGAGUGGCAAAGUACUGAACCGUUUUGUUGUGAAAGAUAUCCUUUGCAAACAUAGCCCAGUGAUGAACAAUCUAUCAGAAAAGUUAAAACAGCAUUACUUUGAAAUACAGUAUUUACAAAUACAGUUCUAAAAUUGCUCUUGUUGAGAAGCCACCUUUGCUUUCCCUAUGUUGUAAGAAAAUACAAAGUGACCUAACUAAUGUUUUCUUGAAUCUGCAUAUUGCACAUAUUACAGUUCUCCAUCUGUAGAUCUGUUGGGUGAAAUAAUAUUUGUGUUUGUCAGUGAGAAAGCAGUAAACUGACCAAGUUCCAAAUUAUUGUUUUGCUUUUGUAAUGAGAAUUUUGCAGUGUGAAAUAAACUUUGAACUUGUGAAGACACACACCAUGGACUAGUCUGCGCCUGUAGAUUGCCAUGUGGCUGUUUGAGUUGAACUGCUGCUCCUACCUUUGGCACACUUCAUCUGUUUGCAAAAACCUUUUACAGGACAGGCUGACAGAGCUUUCCCUCUGGUCAGGGACUGGGAUGCUCAAGUGCAGAGGUCCUAUAGGCUCCAUUUGGGAAAACAUUCAGGGAAUUUAUCACCAAGUGCAUAAUGAUGGAGGUAGGUGCCAAACAAGCCAAAGCACCCUGUGCACAAUACCUUUAAGCCAUCCCAUACUGACCUGGCCAUUUCUAGUACAAUGGGCCUCUCUCCCACUCAUAAACUGAGGUACCAGAUUCAGCUGUUUGCUCCUUCCUACAUCUAGAACAGGUCAAAAAAGGUGAGAAA